Molecule: messenger RNA, 8276 nt
Organism: Scatophagus argus
Lineage: Eukaryota; Metazoa; Chordata; Actinopteri; Scatophagidae
Gene: rab11fip3
Product: RAB11 family interacting protein 3 (class II)
Exons: 13
Coding region: 1289-4480 (1063 amino acids)
Biological process (GO): regulation of cytokinesis; endocytic recycling
Cellular component (GO): endocytic vesicle; midbody; recycling endosome membrane
Molecular function (GO): calcium ion binding
Source: RefSeq, a predicted model, not a curated record
AGGAGGAGGAGGAGGAGGAGGCGGAGGAUGGGACACUGCUGAUGCUGAUGCGAGAGCUUUCGGUGUCUGUGAUCAACAUCGGUGGACUGAAUGUCAAUUGAUGAAGCUUUUCGGCCUCAUUUUUUGCCCCUUUUCGUUUCUUUAUGGGUGCCGACGAGGGACGCUGUCACAGAUGUGUGUUUUGAGAGGAGAAUAACAGAGGAGUUUGAAGAGGAAGGAACGGUUUCGUCUCGUCACUCGUCUGGCCUGUCUUGUUACUGACACUGACACAGGUGGAUUGCCGCUGGAAAACGACAUCGAAAUGAAUAUAUAAGCUUGGACUAUCACAGACGCGAAGAUUACUGUAGUUACCUCUUUAGUCGUGGAAUACUGAAACUACGAUUUGAUUACAUUUAUUUGAGAGAAGUAGAAGUUAGGGUGUUUGGCGUGUCAGCUAGCUAAUAGGCUAAUUUCGCUAGCUCGUCAGUUAGCAGCUUUCCUUGGCCAAUGGCACGAAAGAAGUGGGAUGCUCGAAGGAGGAGUUUAGGUUAGUUGCUAGCAUACAUUGGGGGCUUUGAAUAACCGUGUUAUAUUUAGCGAACCGCAUUGUAAUGAGAGAUUUAACAUUAUAGCUCUGUGUUAAUUUAGGUUUGACUAACGCUGGUAAUAUCGUUUUUUUUGCGGCAUUGUCGGCUUCCCAAGCAAAUUAGCUUGCCAUGGAUAAGGUGAGAUAAUCGGCUAAGAAAGCCAAUGUUGACAAAUACCGGGGACUUAACGCGCUCGUUUCAGUUGUUUCAAAUUGGCUGUGGGAUGUUGUUGUCAGUUCAGUUCAGAGGCUUUGUGUCGGUGAUUUGCCAGCUUUCAAACCGAAGCGAAGCAUGUUGACGUUGGAUUUACUGAAGCUGAAACAUUCGGCAACAACCUGGAGUGGACCUGCCAGGACGGAGGGACAUAGUGAGUCAAAACACAGCACUACGAUAUUUAGCAAGGCAAAGAAAUUAAUAUGAAUUUUGGUUUAAGGUAAUAUCGUCAUCGAGAUGGAAACCACUGAAGUUAAAACAGCAAAUACAGUUUGUUAAUCCAGUGCCUGACUGACGUUGUUUCUAAACUGACCUGUCUACUUAAAACUACCCGACUAGCAGACAAUGCUUGCAGGAAUUUCACACAUACAUAUCAAGACUUCAUUGAAGAUGUUUAGUGCCGUUUAAAACAUGGCAUUAAAACUGAAGAACUGGAUCUUUACGACAGCAGUGAGAUAAGACGUUAUCACCAGCUUUCUCAAGUUUGCAGAGUGGAACAACCGGUGUAAAUGGAACCGACAGUCCUGUCUGGCCCUCUGGGGCACACACAGUGGGAGUCAGAGCAGCCAUUUCCUCUGGGAUUUCACACACUGGGUUCAGACAAUGGAGGUGUGCUCUCUCCAAAUGAAAGUGGCCAGACAGGUUUGGAUUUCAGAAACAGUGACCGGGAUCAAACAUCCCAACAAAAUGAAGAAGAAAAUAUUUUCCAGGACAAGCCAAUAGAGCUGGGCGACCUCAUUAAUAUCUCUGAUUUUUCUUGUGGAGAUUUGCAGUUUGAGGCAGAUCAGUCCACUAUUUCUCAAGCUUCUCUACGUGGUACUCAUAUAGAGGAAUCGUCCCUCACUGAAACAACUGAAAGACCUGAUGAAAUAAGUGACUGCACAUUGUCAUGGUUAUUUACUCCCAAACUCAUAGAUGUGGUUGGGAAAAACUCUGCCUCUGACGAACUGAGUUUGACACAGGAGGACCCUCUUGAGAGCUCGGAUGCCGUCAGUUGUCGGGGUGAGCUCAUAAGCAUCAGUGUACCCGUUUCUCCUUCAAAGACUUCUGAGACCAACACGGAGGAUCCAUUUUUGUUGGUAGACCUCUCAAAUGAAAACUCUUGUCUCCCCACAAAGUCUGCAGGUGAGUUGAACCCACAGGGUGUCAGUGAGGAGCUGAUAGACCUAUCACAAGAGGGGCAGGCAGGCCUCCCUCCCUCGCUGAACAGGGAGACUUUGUCACCUGAAACUGGAGACAAAGGUUUAUUCCCCGAUCAAGUGACUGAUCUGGCUGUAACCUGUAGCACUACCCUGGAAGGUGUAUCAGAGAGCAGCCUCCCUCAUAACCACGUCAGCCUGCCACUGGAGUGUUUCGAAGGAUCUGUGCCUUUGUUGGAUUUAGAUGUCCCAGAUUGUGACAGCAGUCUGAGCCUGUGUCCUACCAGUCCCCCUUCUGUUAUCUGCACAGGUGUGCCAUUAGAUUUAUCAACAGAGGAGUUGGAAGUGGAACACGCAGGAGGUACUAUAAUUACAAAUCUGACUCCAGAGCAACAAAGUGAAAAUGACUCAUUUCCUGUGGGUUUGUCAGUGGAACCUUCCUCACUGACGGUACCUUUGACUGAAGAUGUUUUCACCCAGGGUGAUUUCACCAGUGAGAGAUGCUCUGUGGAAAAUGAGUCUAAGGAUGUGAUGGAAGACAAGAUUUGUUCUGAAGCCAAACCUCAGGCGAGUGAGGCAAUGGCUUUGGACCUGCGUUUGACUGCUGAUGAGGUCCACGACGAAGAAACUUUGGACUUGACACCAAAGCAGGGGGUACAGAAUGGAAGCGUUCCCAAUCUGCCAGCCGAGAGAGAGGAAAGGUCGACAGAUACUGACCAGCUUGAAGGAUCAGAUUGUCAUGAGGUGGCUUCUUUUGAUUUUUCAGUUCAGGACCUACACACUUCUGCCCCCGAGGCUGAGUGGACUAGUGAGCAAACUGUGGAGACAAUUUCCCUCUCUAAGAUGGUGGUAGAUGACUCAUUGCCAAUGGUCUCAGCUGUGAAUACUAGGGAGGAAGAUGUCUCCUCGCUAAAAGCUGUGUUCGACGCUUUAGACCAAGAUGGAGAUGGCUUUGUUCGUGUUGAGGAGUUUAUGGAGUUUGCUGCUGCCUACGGGGCUGAUCAGGUGAAGGAUUUGACCAAAUUUUUGGAUCCCAGUGGCCUGGGAGUGAUCAGCUUUGAAGACUUCCACCGUGGAAUCUCUGCAAUUAGCAGUGGAGGUCCAGAGCCUCAGCUCUAUAGUGUAAACUACAGUCCAGGGGAUGGAGCUGUGGGCUGCCCAGAGGAGUAUGAUGAGCAAAAUGAGGUGACAGACAGUGCAUACUUAGGUUCUGAGAGCACGUACAGUGAGUGUGAGACCUUCACCGAUGAGGACACCGGUGCCCUUGUACCGCCCGAAAUGCAUGAGGAUGUGGAGACGGACAGCGGCAUCGAGGCCACGCUACACGACCCUGAAGAUGGUGGAAAUAGGUUUUCCCUAAACUCUGAGCUCCACAACCACCAACCAACCUUGGUGACGGUCAUCGGUGGAGAGGAGGAGCACUUUGAGGACUUUGGAGAAAGUAAUACCUCAGAGUUGCUACUGGAGAGCAGCGUGGAGGAGACCGAGGGGCAGGGCAACUCCCCUCUCCUGCAGCCCCCUGAGCAGAUCAAUGGCUCCUCACUGCUUUCUCCCAGCGCUGGAAAGAGGCUGUCCAGCAAGAAAGUAGCAAGGCAUCUCCUCCAGAACAGCUCCAUGACACUGGACACCAUGAGCGACUUAACACGGGACAUCCUGGAACUCGCCGACAACGACAUCACAGACAAGGUUCUCCUGCUCGAGCGUCGAGUAGCAGAGCUGGAAAAGGAGUCAGAGGCAUCAGGGGAGCAGCACGCUCGACUUCGACAGGACAACCUUCACCUGGUGCACCGGGCCAACGCCUUGGAGGAGCAACUGAAGGAGCAGGAGCUCCACGCUGACGAGCAACUACAACAAGAGAGCCGUCGUCAAAAGGAGGCCCUGAUCAAGCUGGAGAGGGAGAGGGGGCUGGAGCUGGAAAACCUGCAGGCCAGGCUGCAGCAGCUGGAUGAGGAGAACAGUGAGCUGAGGUCAUGUGUCCCUUGUCUUCGAGCAAACAUCGAGAGACUAGAGGAGGAAAAGAUGAAGCUGCAGGAUGAGACAGAAGCUAUGUCCGACAGGCUGCAGGAGGAGAUGGAGUCCCGCAGGAAGAUGGCUGACAAACUGAGCCAUGAGCGCCAUCUGAGCCAGAAGGAGAAGGAGUCCACUCAGGAGCUCAUUGAAGACUUGCGUAAACAACUCGAGCACCUACAGCUGUACAAGCUGGAGGCCGAAGCGAAGAGAGGACGCACACCUGGCGCAGGGCUGCAGGAAUAUCAGACCCGCACCCGCGAAGCUGAGCUGGAGCAGGAGAUCAAACGACUCAAACAGGACAACCGCAGCCUGAAGGAGCAGAACGACGAGUUAAACGGGCAGAUUAUCAACCUGAGCAUCCAGGGAGCAAAGAACUUGAUGUCGGCCUCCUUCUCCGACUCCCUGGCAGCUGAGAUCAACUCCGUGUCUCGUGCAGAGUUGAUGGAGGCUAUCCACAAACAGGAGGAGAUCAACUACAGACUCCAGGAUUACAUUGACAAAAUCAUUGUGGCCAUCAUGGAGUCCAACCCCUCCAUCCUGGAAGUCAAAUAGACACCAUGCAGGCACACAGUGACUCCUCAGGCUGUUAAAAUACUGCAGACUUGGCAUAAAGAAAAGUACCAAGACAGGAUGUUAAAAAACAAAAUGUAAAAAAAAAUCUAACAUCUGUUUGGUGGGAAAACAAAAACAACGCACUCAACUCAUCCACACACCUCAAAAAAGAAAAAUUUAAGCUUUCUAAGAAGUCCGUGGCAAAGCGGUUUUCAGUUAUAUAUCCCUUGAGUCUGUGCUUUAUCUGUGAGUGUAUGUGUUAACCCUCCUGAGUACACUUGGGUUCUGGUGACAUCCAUGUUAUUUGGCCAGAGGGACCCGAGUCUCCCCCAUUGAACGAAUGAAUACUUGUAUCAUAUAGAUUAGAAAAAUCCCUCCUUCCCUUUCCAGAAUCAACACGUCAGUGUUUGAUUGAGCUAUAACAAAUCAGAUAAUUAUACAGUACCGAAAGGCCUUAAAUGAAAGGUGAUCAAAAGUAUUCAUUAAUUCUGCGUACCACACAUGCCUCAUUUCAGUCAGUUACUGUUAUGGGGAUAGUGGUGGUGGUGGCGGCAUGUGGGGAGGCUGUGAGCUCCUGAACCAGGCUGAAUCGUGCUUGAAUCACAAAUGAGAAAAAGUCAUAUGAAGCAUGGGCCAGGAGAUCGGAGCGGCGAUUUCUCUUUCGAAUUUGUCUUGUGGUUUGUUCAGAGCUUGCUGUGCUGCCUACCAGUUAAUAUAAGGGUGUGUCCUGUUCUUUAAGCAAGUUCAGCUGUCUUUUCAGUGAACCCAAGUGAGGGACAUUUCCAGGUGCGGAGGAGGUGAAAUGCCCGGAGGGUUUUUUUUUUUUGUGUGUGUGUGUGUGAUAAUUCCACUGAGACAAGGUCAGGAGGACUAAUGUCCCAAGUUCGAUGUCCCAAAUGAAGGAACUGGGUAGUAGUAUGAUUUGCCUCAUUUCUUUUUUUCUGUUUGUUUUGUUUUAUUUUUAAACAAUGAAACAGGGUCCUGGAGUUCAGGUGUGCUGGAAAGCUGGAAAAAAAAAGCUACUACAUUUCCCAUCACUCACUGACUCAAAUUGUGGAUAACUCCAAUGCACAGUAUGUCAUUUGUAGUGUAGACCAAGUACUGUAACUGACAAAAUCUAACCUGCUCAUACUCACAAGUUCACUUUGUAAGCGUUCUAAACACUUGAACUAAGCAUGAAGGGAAACUGAUGAGUGAUUAUGGAAAUUGUAGUAUAUUUUAUUGUUGUUGUUUUGUACAGUACAGCCCACCUGACUCCAGUGUUCUCUUGCUGAGUGAAAGUAAUGGGGAGCAAGUUUAUCCAGGUAACAAACCUCUGUUUUUCCGCACAUGUGACUGAUUGUUGGAAAAAAUUCUGACCUUGUGAAUAAUUGAAUGGUUGUACUUUGCACUAAGUUUUGUUUUGAUUUCAUUAUUGUUUUGUUAAUAGAAAAAAAAUGUUUAUUUUGAAGGGAUCAAAUGAUAAAUGAAAAUAUUUGUUGAAGCCCAUAUGAAGAUGAUAGUGUGGGGGAUUUGUUGAUUCUGACAUUCAGGCGAAGUUGAGGGCUGGUUUGAGUUGUAUCCCACGCAUGUUAUUAAUGAAAAACACAAAACACUAAUGUUUAUGCCAUAUUGAUUGGAAAUAUUCAAUAAUGCUGAAAAAAAGCAGCCAUGUCUUAAGAAAAGUUUAAUUCUCAUAUUCAUACUGUGUUUUUUCAGCCAUCAGUGGUUCCUGGGAGCCUUUUUGCUGGUUAUUGGCAAGUUUUAUCUUUUUUCCAGACCUGAUCAACAGAUAUAACACUGAGGAGACGUGGCGGACUUUGGUAGCAAUAAUGCUUGGCAAGAAAUUGGACAGUGGUGGAGGGCAGAUGAAACAAACCUGCUCUUUAUUUCCCCUGCUGGAGCAGCAUCUGCUUUUUCGAAGACGAAUGGACCGACGCAGUCCUCACUGGUGCUGAGCAGCCGUCUCGCAGCGCUUUCUGACUCAGUAGCUGGACGCAAGCGUCGGGUUCACCAGCCAGACAUCUUGAUGGAUUGAAAGUUGAGAGGGUAGUCGGCGGCGGUUGUUUUUAUCCAAACAGCAUGACAUUCUGCACCAGAAGAAUUCCUAUUUCUCACCCUGUUCACCUCCGUCUCACUGCUCUGCUUCACCUGCCACUCCAUGGAAAAAAAUGGCCUUGGAUGUAAAUGACUUGUACAUGUAUAGUUUUUUCUACACUCAUUCUAGAUUCUAGGUAUUUUUAUAGUCAGAAGAAAAGAACAUUUCUUCUUCUCGUCUUAUGCUGAGAGACAGCUGCCUGUAUUCUUCUCUAGCAUGUAGCGUGUACAGUAUCAGUUGUUGGUUUUUUUUUGGUUUGUUUAUAUCAACAUACAGAUAUUUAUUCAUCAUUUGACACAAAUGACAACGCACAGUCUGUGAUGUGUUCUGCUGAACAUAUGUUUGUACAUUUUUGAAUUCGUGAGGGAGAGAUUGAUUUGCGGCGAAUGAAUUUGUGGGAGAAUUUAUCAAAUCAAGGGAAAUGUUCAAAGCAAAGUUGGGUUGUCUUUGGGUGACUCGCCACCGCGUGCAAAAGCUUGAAUGCAACCUGCUCAGAAUGGUCGUUUGUUGAGGUCAUUGCACUCUCCCGUAACGUUGAUGUUGCUGUGACCUCUUCAGGCUUCCGAUAUAUGGCAGAGUCUGCAGUUUCUACUGUUGUCUUCCCAGAUGGAGUCGGGUCCUGCAUGGAAACACCUAUUUUGUAUUUAUAUCUCUGAUUCACACCUGUGUUUUGACUGAUAAAUCAUAUGCUAUAAUUUGUAUCAGUGGAGCUGUAGGUUGUGAGACCUCAUAAUGUCAACAACACUUAAAACCUCAUACCCAGGCUUGCUGAGUUCAGCUUCUAGCCUUUUAUUGUGUCUGGAGGUUUGGUCCAACAGAUUUAAAAUUUCAUUGUUUAUGGUAUUGAGCCCUUUUUUUUUCCUUUACAAAGAGGAAAUGGGAUGACACUCGAACACAGCAGGCUAUAACAGACUUUAUUCUCUCCCUGCUUCAUAUCUUCACGUCUGGAUUUGACAGUUACAGAGAUUGGAGACUAAAAUGACUGGCAACAGAAUAACUAGCAGUGAGAUCACAGAGCUGAUAAAACAUUCCCUUUUAGCAGAGCUGAAGGUGAUUGCACUUUAACAACAUCCAAAUUUCUGCUCUAAAAAUGACCAAAGACAGAUGUUUCAACUUAAACUGAUCUUUUAAUCUAUCAGGGUCAGCCACUAUACUUUACAAACAUAAAUCAACAGACUCUGAGCUUACCCUUAAAAGAAUAAAAACUGGCCUGCUAGUUUAAACACUGUGCCUCUGUGUCUCAGACUUUGCUUCUGAACUAACCUGAUGAUGAGCCCUGGGGAAAGCACUGACCACAUGACUGUCAGUUUGUUAAAUUAUAAAUGAUGAAACCUAAUCUUGUAGAUAUGAAUUGUCAUUUUUGUGAACUACUUUUUUCUUUCUCUCUCUCUCACUCACGCUCACUUCCUUUGUCCAAAGAACGUUUGCUGAAGGCACAAACAUCACUACUGUAGUAGUGCAUGGCUUGCCAUUGUGUGACAUGGGAAGAUAAAAAGAGAAUAUUGUAGAAAAGAGAAAGUUUAAAUUUAUUCCUAUUUUCAAAGAUAAAUGUAUAAAUUAUAACAGUAUUGGUUACAGCUGUAUAUUAUUUUUGAAGUUCCCCAAAUGAUCUAAUCCUGUUAGUGGGGAUAUGUAAUUUCAGUCAUUGUAAAAAGAGAAAAAUUUAAAGGUAAACAGUGAAAAUAAGAUUAGAAAAAUAAAUGGAAUAAAAUAACCCUG